Rhea pennata is the source of this 1473-nucleotide messenger RNA. RefSeq names its product ELMO domain containing 2 (gene ELMOD2). Lineage: Eukaryota; Metazoa; Chordata; Aves; Rheiformes; Rheidae. Bases 100 to 993 code for a protein of 297 amino acids. Gene Ontology annotation, molecular function: GTPase activator activity. The record is from RefSeq and is a predicted model, not a curated record. Gene Ontology annotation, cellular component: membrane. The transcript is spliced from 8 exons.
CCCAAAGAGCAGAGCGAGAAAUGGGGGCGGCCGUGGGCGGCGGCGGCCGCCGCGGUAAAGCAGCGCCGGCGGUAACUGGUGGCCUUCCCCACGCAGAAGAUGUUGGUGUACUUGUGGGGGUUCCUGUACAGCAACUACUUUCGGUUUUGGCUGAAGUGGAUCUGGAGGCUGCUGACGAGGAAGUGCGAGUUGCAGCGUAUCUUGGAGGGGUCGCAGGAAGGCGCGCGGAGGACCCUGAGCAUAGAACACUCCCUAGACUCAUCAAAGAAUAAGGUUUUAAGAAAUGCUGUAUAUGUUGAUGAAGCUGAAGUGGAGAAGUGUGUAAGAGAUGUAAUGAAAGAAAAGAAAAUUGAACAGAAGAAUACAGGAUUUAAGACAAAUCUGCAUAUAUGCUUGCUGCAGAUAUCAGGAUAUAAGAAACUGUAUUUGAAUGUGGAAAGUCUGAGAAAGGUCCCUUAUGAUUCAGAUAAUGAAGAACAUGAGGAACAGUUAAUUGAGCUUUGGAAUUUGCUGAUGCCUCAUGAGAAUCUGAAGGCCAGAAUCACCAAGCAGUGGUGUGACAUUGGCUUCCAAGGUGAUGAUCCCAAAACAGACUUCAGAGGAAUGGGCAUGCUGGGAUUAGUGAAUCUGGUGUAUUUUAGUAAACAUUAUACCAGUGAAGCUCGUCAGAUCCUUUCUCGUUCAAAUCACCCAAAGCUGGGAUACUCUUAUGCAAUAGUGGGAAUCAAUCUGACAGAAAUGGCAUACAGCUUGCUUAAGAGUGGUGCUCUAAAGUCUCAUCUGUACAACAUGGUUUCUGGAUUGCCACAAAUGGAACACUUCCAUCAGUUUUACUGUUAUCUAGUUUAUGAGUUUGACAAGUUCUGGUUUGAAGAAGAACCAGAAAGCAUUAUGCACUUCAAUCAGUACAGAGAGAAAUUCCAUGAAAAAAUUAAGGGACUUCUAUUGGAUUAUGAUGUCAUACUAACCUUAAAAAAUACAAGGAAACCUUAACCUCCUCAGCGGUCUGUCAGAUUCUGCAUCAAAAAUGGAAUUAUGCAUUUGGAUGGAAGUUUUCAUCAAAAAAUAUUUAAUAGUGGAACUUUUCUUUUUUUUUUUUUUUACAUCAAAAAAAGAUCAAAACUUCAAUUAAGAAAGCUUGGACAAUCAACCUCUGUUUACAGCUCUGUAUAUGCUAUUCUCCAAAGGACUGCCUUUUUUGUUUGUUUUUAAGCAUAACCCACAAGUCUAACAAUCCUCUGGGUCACUUGCUCUUACAAUUUCUUUUAUACUUCUUGGUACAGGAACAUGAAGCAGGUAUUUUAUGCUGCAUCAUGUUUUCCAUUAAUAGGUUUGACUGUUAAUUGUCUUUUAAAACUUUUAAGGUUGAAAGUACUCUGGUUUUACAUUUUUUCCAUCCUUCUCUUGUUCUCUGUGCGAAGUUGAUAGUCCAUAAGCCAACAUUAAAUUUCUAUGACGAUGAGGUCCAUGAAA